This is a messenger RNA of Microbotryum saponariae, 979 nucleotides long. The record is from the annotation of a GenBank genome assembly. NCBI's taxonomy places the organism in Eukaryota, Fungi, Basidiomycota, Microbotryomycetes, Microbotryales, Microbotryaceae.
AUGUUCCCUCUCGUUUGCGCAGGUUACUCGACCGCGGGGUUGCAAGAUCGUGUCGGCGCCUCGGGGUCCGCCUCCGAUUCGGAAGAGGAAAACGACGACGUGUUCCGCACCAGUGAGACUGGACCUCCUCUCGAUCCAUCUAAAGACCUUGAAUUGCAAGACGAGGAUCAAGAAGAGGGCGAGGAUGAGAAUGAGGAUGACGAGGAAUAUGUCGUGUCCGUUGGCAAGAGGAUGAAGGUGAAAGAAGUUGCGAUGCAGGCUCCGGGGAGUCGGGAGAGGAAGAAGCCAAAGUUGGAGGGGACGUCGACACAGGUGAGAUUCGAAUGGCUUGUUAUCUUGAUGUGUUAGAGUGCCUGCUGACGGUGACCGUAUUCCAUGUAUGCGGACGGCAGACUGCGAAGAAGCGCGCUCCUCGUCGUCGAGUCGAGAAGGACGACGAAGAAUUUAUUGUCGGCGACGAUGAGGCUAUUGACGGCCGCAAGCGCGCCACCGCACCCUCAGCUACUCGAAAAACUUCGCACAGCAAACCGAAAACCUCUACGACAGCAACGGCCGGGCCCAGCAGCAACACCAAGGACGUCACUCUCGUCGAUGCGCAAGCCCCUAUCGAAGUUCCUGACGCGCCCCCGACUGAUCGAGUCCGCGCCCACGUCGUCAAGCAACUACACACCAUCUUCCUCUCCAUCUUCACCGCUUCGACCGAAGUCCCUCCCGAAUACCAUUCAAACGAGGAUCGCGCCAUCUCCUUCGCGACCGACGUCGAAGGCGACUUGUUCCAAGGGUUCGCCGAAGUCGACCUCAAAGCCCACGUCCGCGGUCCCCGAGCCAAAUACAGCAGCAAGUUCCGUUCGUUGCACUACAACCUCAAAACUAACGAGAACUUUCGCGAACGGAUCGCGGCGAACGAAUUGAGCUCGAUGCAGAUCAUGGCGAUGACGAACGAGGAUUUGAUGAGGCCCGAGUUGAAGAAGAUGGCUGA